AUGGCAACGCGGAAUCCGGACCACUGUAAUGUUGCCCAGGGGAACCAGUACAACAGUGAGCUUGUUGGGGUUGGUCCAAGAGCCCUGGCCCUGCCUGCCAAAGGCUCCAAACUAAACCCUGGUGCUCCCCAGUCCACUCUACCCUACUUCAGGCCCUCCCAGCCCUGGUGCUCCUCAGUCCACUCUACCCUACUUCAGGCCCUCCCAGCCCUGGUGCUCCCCAGUCCACCCUACCCUACUUCAGGCCCUCCCAGCCCUGGUGCUCCCCAGUCCACUCUACCCUACUUCAGGCCCUCCCAGCCCUGGUGCUCCCCAGUCCACCCUAGUCUACUGCAGGCCCUGGUGCUCCCCAGUCCACCCUACCCUACUGCAGGCCCUGGUGCUCCCCAGUCCACCCUACUCUACUGCAGGCCCUGGUGCUCCCCAGUCCACCCUACUCUACUGCAGGCCCUGGUGCUCCCCAGUCCACCCUACUCUACUGCAGGCCCUGGUGCUCCCCAGUCCACCCUACUCUACUGCAGGCCCUGGUGCUCCCCAGUCCACCCUACUCUACUGCAGGCCCUGGUGCUCCCCAGUCCACCCUACUCUACUGCAGGCCCUGGUGCUCCCCAGUCCACCCUACUCUACUGCAGGCCCUGGUGCUCCCCAGUCCACCCUACUCUACUGCAGGCCCUGGUGCUCCCCAGUCCACCCUACCCUACUGCAGGCCCUGGUGCUCCCCAGUCCACCCUACUCUACUGCAGGCCCUGGUGCUCCCCAGUCCACCCUACUCUACUGCAGGCCCUGGUGCUCCCCAGUCCACCCUACCCUACUGCAGGCCCUGGUGCUCCCCAGUCCACCCUACUCUACUGCAGGCCAGCUCAGUGCUGA
Messenger RNA from Salvelinus fontinalis (brook trout), 870 nucleotides. RefSeq lists its product as uncharacterized. The coding region runs from base 1 to 870 and encodes 289 amino acids. Lineage: Eukaryota; Metazoa; Chordata; Actinopteri; Salmoniformes; Salmonidae. The transcript is spliced from 2 exons. The record is from RefSeq and is a predicted model, not a curated record.